Messenger RNA from Asterias rubens (European starfish), 1562 nucleotides. RefSeq lists its product as uncharacterized. The coding region runs from base 361 to 1071 and encodes 236 amino acids. NCBI's taxonomy places the organism in Eukaryota, Metazoa, Echinodermata, Asteroidea, Forcipulatida, Asteriidae. The record is from RefSeq and is a predicted model, not a curated record. The transcript has 2 exons.
GUUCCCAGUCAGUUUGUAUCUCUUAUUUUCAUAGCGUGUACAGCUGAUGCAGCUAACAUGAUUACAGAUUCUAGAUUGCCAUUUUGACUCAUGUAUAGAGAGUAUCAACACUGGAUGCCCUUAAGUUGCACUUAACUAGCAACUCUAGUGACUCUCCUGGAUGCUAAUCAAUUCAUCCGUUUUGCAGACCCUUGAAACGGUAGUUGGACGUACACAUGUGACAUUCCAAUUCAACAUGAGUUUGUUUCUUGUGGGAGUCAUUCAUGCCUGUAGGAAAGAGCUUUGACUUUUGUUUCAUGUGACUCAAGAUUUUGUUUUGUCUCAAGAACUUCGUGGAAACCAAUUGACGUUGAAUCCAAGAUGGCGUCGACAGCAAGCCUUUUCUUAGUUGUCGUGAUAGGUUUCUUUGUCCUUCCAUCUGUCAUUGAGUCACUCCCAAUUAGUAUGGAAGAUGGCAAACGAGGGCAGCAACAAACAAAUGGCUUUGGCGAUCAAGAAAGCCAGGAGUUAGCAGGCCAGACCGAUGGUGCCGAACAGACUGGUGGAAGCUCCGAGGAGGUAGGCGCGGGAAACACCUGGCCCAGCGUCGGCGUAAUCCCGGUCAACCCGGGUCCUGUGAACCCAGUCGGUCCGGGCCGAGAAGGAGGAGCCCCCGCUGCGAUUCCGAGGUAUCACUCAGUUGCGGUACCAAAGUACCCAGAUAUUGGUCCAGCUGAUCCCGUUGGUAACCCAAGGAUCCCACCAGUUAUCCCACCUCCUGCACCCACCGAGUGGCCUGCAGCGAUACCCCUGACCACCCGCACGAGGGGUGAUAUCGGGAUGGAGGCGUUCAACCCGAGGAUGAAUGGGGCGGGAUUUAAACCACCAAAACAAGAUGUUCGGCCCAAAUCAAAGUCUCCUACGAUCUCCAAUAACAUUGCUCAUAUCUCACAAGAUGAACCCAAAGCCCCACGUACACAGCCUGUACCCUUCCCAGCAAUACUCGCCGUUGUAGUAAUUGGUGGGGUUGUCGUCGUCACAGCCAUUGGAGGCGUAGCUUAUUUCGUAGCAACAAGGGUACGGAUCUCUUGAACUAUAGAACAAUGAACUAUUUCGUACCGCCACCAAACUUGAUUUAAAAGUCAAGUUUAAGACAAUAUGGCUUUUUCAGCUUAUUGUUUCUAGCAUUUAUUAUGAAAACUGAUAAUCAAAUUAUACACAGAUUCAUAAAAUCAGUUGUUUGAAGCAAAAUGGUUCUUCCAUAAAAUCGAACGCACAGGACUCGUUUACUAAGAAGUUAUUUUACACAAGCUUUUAAUUGUAUAUAUUAUUAAAUUUAUAUAAUGUACAUGCAUCUUUCUAAGUUUAUAUAGGUUAAUUUUCUUUUCUUUUUAAUAUAUCCUGCGCUGGCCCCGUUAAUAUCUAAACGUUAAAUGUGUGGAUUAUGGUUCCCUAACUUUAAAUAAAUUUACGUUCUCAAAGAUCAAAACUUUCUCAUACAACUCACGGUCCAUCCCCCCCCCCCCCUCACAAAAAAAGUUUCCCAAACAUCCAAGGUUCUCAAAUAACUCAAAGUUCCCAAA